AUGCUGCCCUGCAUCCAGCAGGUGCUGUUGGCCUUGUUCCUUUCCCUGCCGACAGCCCAGGGAGAAGGCAGUCAGAGGAGGGCCACCCAGGCCCGCGGCACCACCCAGCCUGCUCUGCUAAGGCUGUCAGAUCACCUCCUGGCUAACUACAAGAAGGGGGUGCGGCCUGUGUGGGACUGGAGGAAGCCUACUACUGUCUCCAUUGAUGUCAUCAUGUAUGCCAUACUCAACGUGGAUGAGAAGAACCAGGUUCUGACCACCUACAUAUGGUACCGGCAGUUCUGGAUUGAUGAGUUUCUGCAGUGGACUCCUGAGGACUUCGACAAUGUCACCAAAUUGUCCGUCCCCACAGACAGCAUCUGGGUCCCUGACAUCCUCAUCAAUGAGUUUGUGGACGUGGGGAAGUCUCCGAGCAUUCCGUAUGUGUAUGUGCACCAUCAAGGUGAAGUCCAGAACUACAAGCCCCUACAGGUGGUGACCUCCUGUAGCCUGGACAUCUAUAACUUCCCCUUUGAUGUGCAGAACUGCUCUCUGACCUUCACCAGCUGGCUGCAUACCAUCCAGGACAUCAACAUUUCCCUGUGGCGAUCACCAGAAGAAGUGAGGUCGGACAAGAGCAUCUUCAUGAAUCAGGGCGAGUGGGAGCUGCUGGGGGUGUUCACCCAGUUCCAGGAGUUCAGUAUAGAAACCAGCAACAGCUAUGCAGAAAUGAAGUUCUACGUGGUCAUCCGCCGGCGGCCAUUAUUCUACGCAGUCAGCCUCUUGCUGCCCAGUAUCUUCCUCAUGGUCGUGGACAUUGUGGGCUUUUGUCUGCCCCCGGACAGCGGUGAGAGAGUCUCUUUCAAGAUCACGCUCCUUCUGGGAUACUCAGUCUUUCUCAUCAUCGUGUCAGACACGCUGCCGGCAACAGCCAUCGGCACCCCCCUCAUUGGUGUCUACUUUGUAGUGUGCAUGGCUCUGCUGGUGAUAAGCCUCGCCGAGACCAUCUUCAUCGUGCGGCUGGUGCACAAGCAGGACCUACAGCGGCCAGUACCUGACUGGUUGAGGCAUCUGGUCCUAGACAGACUAGGCCAGCUGCUCUGCCUAGGGGAGCAGCCCGUGGCCCACAGGGCCCCAGCCACCUUCCAAGCCAACAAGACUGAUGACUGUUCAGGCUCUGCUCUUCUUCUAGCCAUGGGAAACCACUGCAGCCAUGUUGGAGGACCUCAGGACUUAGAGAAGACUCCAAGGGGCAGAAGUAGCCCUCUUCCACCACCAAGGGAGGCCUCUCUAGCUGUGCGUGGUCUCUUGCAAGAGCUGUCCUCCAUCCGCCACUUCCUGGAGAAGCGGGACGAGAUGAGGGAGGUGGCGAAGGACUGGCUGCGAGUGGGGUAUGUGCUGGACAGGCUGCUGUUCCGCAUCUACCUGCUGGCUGUGCUGGCCUAUAGCAUCACCCUGAUCUCGCUCUGGUCCAUUUGGCAUUACUCUUGA
Molecule: messenger RNA, 1470 nt
Organism: Apodemus sylvaticus (European woodmouse)
Lineage: Eukaryota; Metazoa; Chordata; Mammalia; Rodentia; Muridae
Gene: Htr3a
Product: 5-hydroxytryptamine receptor 3A
Exons: 9
Coding region: 1-1470 (489 amino acids)
Biological process (GO): nervous system process; signal transduction; monoatomic ion transmembrane transport
Cellular component (GO): synapse; postsynaptic membrane; neuron projection
Molecular function (GO): neurotransmitter receptor activity; extracellular ligand-gated monoatomic ion channel activity; transmembrane signaling receptor activity
Source: RefSeq, a predicted model, not a curated record